Myxocyprinus asiaticus (Chinese sucker) is the source of this 5591-nucleotide messenger RNA. Its product is annotated as gastrula zinc finger protein XlCGF57.1-like. The transcript is spliced from 2 exons. The record is from RefSeq and is a predicted model, not a curated record. Bases 158 to 1924 code for a protein of 588 amino acids. Lineage: Eukaryota; Metazoa; Chordata; Actinopteri; Cypriniformes; Catostomidae.
GUAUGCUGAGUACAGGGCUGCAUUUAUGUGCAUCAUGACAUUUGCUUUUAUGGCUUUCCUGAGAUACUAUUUGUCUGUAAGUAAUAUAAGGUUGAUUUAAUGAGAUAAAUGUGCAUUUGUAGCCAUUAAAGCCUACAGGCAUACUAUUUAAAAAAUAAUGUCUAUUAAAGAGGAGAAAGAAGACUUUAGUGAUCCAGAGCCACAGCUAAUUGAAAAUGAAGAUAAUGAGGAAAAAAGAGACUUGAUCGAGGUGGAAGUGGAAGUGGAAAGUCAAGAACUGAAUGACGUGGAGCAGAAACAGCAGUGUGAUAAAUCUGUCAAUUUCAAAACUAGUGAAAAAUCUCCCAGCUCACAGUCUAAAAAUAAUUUCUCACAGAAAAAAACUCAUAGAACAAGAGCAAAGAAUUCUAUCACAUGCCCUCAGUGUGGAAAGAGUUUCACUAAAAAAGGAAACCUUAACACUCACUUAAAACUUCACUCUGGAGAAAGGCCUUUCACAUGCCCUCAGUGUGGAAAGAGUUUCUCACUUAAAGGAAACCUAAAGAGUCACAUGAUGAUUCACACUGGAGAGAAGCCUUUCGCAUGCCCUCAAUGUGAAAAGAGUUUUGCAAUAAAACCAGAUCUUGAGAGACACCUGAGAAUUCACACCGGAGAGAAGCCUUUCACAUGCCCCAAGUGUAUAAAGAGAUUCACACAAAAAGAAAGCCUUAAGCGGCACCUAAGUCUUCAUUCUGGAGAGAAGCCUUUCACAUGCCCUCAGUGUGAAAAGAGUUUCACACAGAGAAAACAGCUUGAAGUUCACAUGAUAAUCCACACUGGAGAGAACCCUUUCACUUGUCAUCAGUGUGGAAAGAGUUUCACACAAAAGGGAAACCUUAACACUCACUUAAAACUUCACUCUGGAGAGAAGCCUUUCACUUGCCCUCAGUGUGGAAAGAGUUUCUCACUUAAAGGAAAUCUAAAGAGUCACAUGAUGCUUCACACUGGAGAAAAGACUUUCACCUGCCCUCAAUGUGGAAAGAGUUUCGCAAUAAAACAAGAUCUUGAGAGACACCUGAGAACUCACUUCGGAGAAAAGCCUUUCACAUGCCAUCAGUGUGGAAAGAGUUUUACACAAAAAGGAAACCUUAACACUCACUUAAAACUUCAUUCUGGAGAGAAGCCUUUUACAUGCCAAUGUGGAAAGAGUUUCUCACUCAAAGGAAACCUAAAGAGUCACAUGAUGCUUCACACUGGAGAGAAGCCCUUCACAUGCCUUCAGUGUGAAAAAAGUUUCACAGUGAGAAAACAGCUUGAGGUUCACAUGAAAAUCCACACAGGAGAGAACCCUUUCACCUGCCAUCAGUGUGGAAAGAAUUUCACACAAAAAGGAGAUCUUGAGAGGCACCUGAGAACUCACACUGGAGAGAAGCCUUUCACAUGCACUCAGUGUGGAAAGAGUUUCACACAGAAAAUACACCUUAAGAGGCACCUGAGUCUUCACUCUGGAGAGAAGCCUUUCACGUGCUUUCAGUGUGGAAAGAAUUACGCAGAGAGAGGACAGCUUGAGGUUCACAUGAAAAUCCACACAGGAGAGAACCCUUUCCUCUGCCAUCAGUGUGGAAAGAGUUUUACACAAAAAGGAGAUCUUGAGAAGCACCUAAGAAUUCACACAGGAGAGAAGCCUUUCACAUGCCUUCAGUGUGGAAAGAUUUUCACUCAAAAAAUACACCUUAAGAGGCACCUAAGUCUUCGCUGUGGAGAGAAGCCACUGUCCCUUUUCUCUAAUGACCCUCAGAGGGAGAUAGCUGUGCCCCUUAUCGGUGUCCCUCCAACGGAGAUUGUUCUGCCCCUUUGCUGUGGUGCCACUAUGGAGAAGUGUGCAACCCCACCCCCAACUGACGUAGCAGCCUCUGUGGAUGCCAAACAUAAAACAUUCCCUUAAAGCAAUGAUGUUUGAAAUGUAAAGAUGUACAAAUCACAUCCUGUAGCAUUGAAUUCAACAGAAAUUGCAGUGUUGUUACAAAACCCAAAGAAUGUGUGAGCAGAGAGCAUGAUGAGUGUUUUUUAUGAUGAUUCUUAGGCUCUUUUUACGUACAGAAGCAAACAUGUUAAUUAAACUAUAAAGUGCAAGAAUUCAAUUCAAGUGCAAAAAUGAGCGAGUUAUUUGUAUUUGCAUUGUUGUAUUAUUGAUGAUUUAUUGGUGUCAGAUUGAGAUUAGUGGUCGACCUAUAUAGGUUUUUUAAUGGCUGAUGCCGAUAGGCCAAUACAAUGAUAUAUCACACAAUUUAAUAUAGUAAAUAACAAAAUUGCUAAAAAAAAAAAAUUAAUGAACUCUUAUGUAGCACUAAAUGUACUUAAUUUCACACAAAACUUUAACUUUGUAUAAAAUAAUCUAAAAAAAUAUUGUAUAUUAAAUUGAAGAUAGCAGAUCUUCUGAAUUCUGUUUAGUCAUCAAAUUUUAGUAAUUUAUUUGCACAUGAUGAAAUUAUUAAUAUAUUAGGAAGAAGGAAAUAACAGUACACACAGUAGUCCAGCAACAAUGGAUGGCGUGUCCAUGUUAGCAAUUGCAUUUUCUCAAAACAUACUAAAUCAAAUCAAUUGCACAUGCAGUGCAUAGUGAAUAAGACAUUUACUCAUUGCGCACGUGAAGCGUUUUUACUUUGAAAUUGCAUUCACGUGCUCUGACGCAAUCUUCUGACAGAUUAAAUGGCCUGGAUCGCCUGAUUGGAUUGUUAUGGGCUGUGUCCGAAACCAGAAAAAUGCUGCCUUCGGUGGAUGUAAAAGAGACAGGAUGAAAAUAACUGUUAGGAGACUAGUUUCCAUAAGAGUUCCAUUCAUAUGAAACAGCUGUCAGUUAAGCCAUUAACUGAUUAAGCAGCAAGUCAGCUGCUUACGUUUUGGAUGUGACCAUCAUGAUUUGUGAAUUAGAGGAACUUUUGAUCCUGAUCCUGAACUUUUUGAUUCUGGCUGAUAGAAUACGUGCUUCAGAGGACGAUAUUAGAUGAGCGCUCGACGGGAAGAAAAUGCUGGAUUUUCGUGAGGCUCGUGAAUUAUAUCUUUUUAAACAAGAUAUCUGCAUAUUUGCCGAUGGUAUAUAAUAGUUUCAUUGAUAUUUGAAUUUUAUCAUUAGAAAAGUUACAGGGAACUGUUGAGGACAGACUGUUAGAAUACAUGCUUCAGAGGAAGAUUUAUGGGUGUUCCACAGGAUGCUGGAUCUGCUCAAGUUGUGUGAGGUUGGUUUAUUACAUCUGUUUAAAUGAGAUAUGUGCAUAUUUGCAGACGGUUUAUGAUAUUAGUUUAUUGAUAUUUGCCUUUUAUCAUUAGACAAGACAGUUAAAAGUUAUAAGGAACUGUUGAUGAGAGAGAGGGAGAAUGAAACAGGCGAGCAUCAGUCGUGGCUCUGAUAUGUGGACCGUUUAAAUGAGACUGUGUUGCUCACUGGUCUAUUUUUGUAUUAACACGAUGGCAUGUAAUAACAAAACAAACCAUGACUGGUUGUUUACAUGUCUCAGAUGCUUCACAUGCAAGCAGGUGAUUCUCCACGUCCUCAAGAAACAAAUCGGCCAAAAGGGAAAAUUCAUCCGCCGAUGCUGUUAAUAAAAAAAAAAUCUGAAUAUUGGCCGAUUUAUCGGCCUCGGCGAUAUAUCAGUCAACCACUAAUUAAGAUAGUAGUCCACUUUGAAUAGAGCUCUUUUAAAAGCUAUUAUGUAGGUACUAAUGUGGUUUUCUUCUCUGUGUUCCUAACAGCAAACACCUUUUGUACACUUAAUUUACUCAUAAUAAAGUCAAACAUCUGCUGAUUAUCCUUAAGGGGUUGUUUCGUUAAUGUCAAUAGCCUUACAGAAAUAAGAGGACUAUUACUGUUAAUAGAGCUGCUGAAAAGCUGCUUACCUCACUACCGUGACCAUUCUUUCAGCAUUUGGCAACACCCACUUACCCACUGCAGUCUGUAUGGCCCUCUGCCUGGCUCAAAGCUCUUUACUAAUCCUCCAAAACUCCUCCAUUGCAGUUACUGGGGUUUUCUGUAGCAGCUCACAAUAUUUAAAUACUGUAUGUCACGGUUAUAGUGACUGCCACUCUAUUUAUAGCCAUGUCGACAAAGUUUUUCUAACUGGAGUAGAUCUUUUUGCGUGAGGCCACUGCCCACAAGCAUCAACUGCCCCUGCCUGUUUAACUCUAUAGGUCCCUGUGGCUGUAUACAGCUUCAGUCCUCUUGGCUUUCAUUGUGAUGCAGACCCUAGCGUGAGGUUGCCUUCGUAAGCGGCGGAUACUUAAUGUUGCUUAACCUCGUAAAACUCACUGCCUGGCCAAAAAAAAAAGAGUCGCAUACUCUAAUAUUUCGUUGGACCGCCUUUAGCUUUUAUUAAGGCGCGAAAUUGUCAUGGCAUUGUUUCGACAGCCUUAUGCAAUGUCACAACAUUUAUUUCCAUCCAGAAUUGCAUAAAUUUUUUUGCAGAGAUCUUGUAUUGAUGACGGGAGAAUCGAACCACUCCGUAAAGUCUUCUCCAGCACAUCCCAAAGACUUUCAAUUGGUUUAAGGUCAGGACUCUGUGGUGGCCAGUUCAUGUAUGAAAAUGAUUCCUCAUGCUCCCUGAACCACUCUUUCACAAUUUGAGCCCAAUGAAUCUUGGCAUUGUUGUCCUGGAAUAUGCCCGUGCCGUCAGGGAAGAAAAAUUAGCCUCACUAACAAGUGGCUUUCUUGUGGCCACACAGCUUUUAGUCCCAAUCCUGUAAGAUCUCGUUGCAUUGGGCAUGUGGAAAUGCUCUUACUUUCAUUAUUAAAGCUAGAGUAUGCAAUUUAUACCAGAAGCAUUUUUUGUUAUACUGGUUGAAAGUCUCUUUGCAACCUGACAGCAAUCAACUGCAGGCAAGUGGCGUAUUCAGAAAGCUGUUUUAAAACAGUGUUUAAUUUUGCAAUUCCAUUCGGUGGCUCUAGUGUCGCAGAAAUGACAUACUCCAGCUUUAAACACAGCUGUGAGUUCUACUGUCGAUUUUUUACAAUGUGACUUCAAGUGUUUUAGUGAUCUCCGAUCACGAUCAUUCAAGAUUUUUUUCUUACCACAUUUCUUCCACGAAGCUGAAGGUUCACCACCAUCCUUCCAGGUUUUAAUAAUGUGCUGGACAGUUCUUAACCCAGUACCAGUGAUUUUAGCAAUCUCCUUAGUUGUUUCCUUUGCUUGAUGCAGGCCAAUAAUUUGCCCCUUCUGAAACACAGUAACAUCUUUUCCAUGACCACGGGUACGUCUUCCGACAUGGUUGUUUAAGAAAUGAGGAACAACACAAAUUCAAAUGGUGAUUUUUUUUUUUUUUUUUUUGGCUAGGUAGUGUACAAGCUGAGGACAAUCAAAAUGUUGUUCAUCCUCAGCGUCCUCAGUUUGUGCCAUUUUUAAUGUUUUGUCAUCACUUUUAAUUUAAAUUAGCUUUUUAGUGAAUGAGUUUCCAUAAAAUGUUAAGUUAAGUGAACUUGUCUGGGCUUAUAGUGUAUACAUAUGUGUGUAUCUGAUUGCUUCACAGAUGAUUUAAAAAAAUAAAAUAAAUCCAGCAAACAUAAAUUUCAAGUUUUGGCUCUGCCACUGCUUAAUUAAAUAAGGAGAUGAUAACAGUAUAUC